Messenger RNA from Solanum dulcamara, 847 nucleotides. Its product is annotated as dof zinc finger protein DOF1.2. NCBI's taxonomy places the organism in Eukaryota, Viridiplantae, Streptophyta, Magnoliopsida, Solanales, Solanaceae. Gene Ontology annotation, biological process: regulation of DNA-templated transcription. The transcript has a single exon. The record is from RefSeq and is a predicted model, not a curated record. The coding region runs from base 43 to 834 and encodes 263 amino acids. Gene Ontology annotation, molecular function: DNA binding; DNA-binding transcription factor activity.
CUUCUUUCUAAGCCUUGAAGAGUAAUUUAUUUAUUCACAAACAUGUUACCGUAUCAUUCAAGGCCAAUGAUCAUGAUGGAAAGGACACGAAAGUCCAACAUUGAACUAGCACCAAAUUGUCCAAGGUGUGCCUCUACCAACACAAAAUUUUGUUACUACAACAAUUAUAGCUUGUCACAACCUAGGUAUUUUUGCAAAGCUUGUCGGAGAUACUGGACUAAGGGUGGUUCUCUACGAAAUGUCCCUGUUGGUGGUGGUUGUCGGAAAAGCCGGCGUUCAAGAUCUACACGAAAAGAUGAUAAUACCCUUCAAACAUCUAGCCCCGCCCUUGAAGCUCCCGGAGCUCAUGACAUUGAUCUAGCCGAUGUUUUCGCCAAGUACUUGAACCAAGGUACAACCAAUGAUCAUGAUGAUAAUAUUAUUCUUCAAGUAUCUCAAGAUUAUUCUUCUAUUGGAGCUAGCUUAUCUAAUUCUCCUUCAUCAGAUACCUUGAUUAAUAAUCUAACUUCUUUUGAGAAUGAGAGUCUAUUGGAUGAGGCCAUUAUGGGUAAUUUACAAGAUUAUCCUUGUGGUAAUUUCCUUCAAGAGGAUCAAGGAGGUCCAAUUAAUCAAGAUUUUCUUGAUUUUAAUACUAGCUUUCUUGAAAUGCAAGCUAUGCUUGGGCAAGGGGAAGAAUUUGAUCAUUAUAACACAAGUAAUUUUGAGUGGCAACCCAUGAUGCAAUUUCAAGAUUUUGGAUCAAUUUUAGAACUAGAUGAUCAGCUUCUCAAGAAUUCAACACAAAACUUAACCAGUGACAACUAUAGCUCAUUUGAUCUAUCCAACUAUGUAUGAAAUUUAUUUAAGG